AAAUUCCCAUGGCCGGUUUUCCCACCCCAGCGAUCGCUGGCAUCUAUCGAUGGACGACGAUUCAUCCGCCCGCCGAAAUGGGUGCCGACCAUCGCCAAGCCCACUAGCAAAGAUGAUGCCGUGCGAUGGGUCUUGGACUCUUGGUCUCUUGGAUGCCGCACUGUCGUGGUGUGUGAUCUCUUCCAAGUUCCAAGCGCGUGAACCUUCCGUAGGCUGUAUGGCUGUAUCCCUUCUUUCCUCUUAAGUCGUACAGUCUCCUCGACAGUAGCGAGUCGAUGUCGCUCUUUGAUUGCGCUCUUUAAUUCAAUCAUCCGCAGCAGUUGUUGUAUCUGCGUCGUAUCAUGGCCGAAGGACGUCCUCCGAUUGGUUAUAUCGAUCCGAACUUCCCCAAUCCGAAUACGCCUGAUGAUGCUCGUAUCAUCAUCUAUGGCUACACGCCAUCCUUCGUGCUGGCGAUCCUAGCCAUUGUACUCUUCGCCAUAUCUGCCAUCGCCCAUGGAUUCCAGCUACGUCGGUACAAGACAUGGUACUUCACCCCCAUGUGCGUGGGAACCAUCAUGGAGAUCGUCGGUUACGCCGCACGGAUGCUCAGCAGCCGGCGAUCUCCAUACAACGUUAAAUACUUCGUGAUCCAAUAUUUCUUCAUCGUCACCGCCCCCGUCCUCUUCUCCGCCUCCAUCUACACUCUCCUCUCCGCCCUCAUCCUUCGCAUCCCCAAUGGCCGCGCCUACGCGCCCCUCCGUCCCAAGCUGAUCAUCUGGAUCUUCGUGACUUGCGAUGUCAUCGCCACCUGCAUCCAGGUCGGCGGCGCCGCCGGCAUCGGCGUCUCGCAGACGAACAACAAAGACCCCACCAUGGCCAACAAUAUCCUGCUCGGAGGCCUAGCGUUCCAAGUCGCCGCCUUCUUCCUCUUCGAGGUGCUGUUAGCGAUCUUCCUCUUCCGCGCCCGCAACACGAUCCGCGGCCGCCCUGACCGAAAGGAAGGCCUCCCGGUCUCGUCCCACGAACAAUCCGUUCAGCAGGAGCGGGUCAGUAUCUGGUUCAUCGUGGCGAUGGUUGUUGCCAGCGUGCUUGUGUAUCUGCGGACAUGUUUCCGGCUGGCGGAGACGGCGCAGGGGAUCUUUGGAGAGCUGACCUCGAAUGAAGUGUAUUUUGGGUGUCUCGAGUUCAUGCCGGUCAUUGUUGCGGUGUAUCUGUUCAAUAUCUGGCAUCCGGGGCGUUGUAUUGGACCGGGCAACCGGCUUGCAGCGUGAGGGGAAUCCGGGACGUGAUUCGAUAUGGCCUCGGGAUUGAUCUAUUUAUGUAUAUACAACACCAAUCUCCAGCCAAUAUGGUCCAGGCGAAAGAUCGGGUUGCGUCUUCGGUCUCAUUUCAUGUUCCAGAUACUUCGGGACAUAUCAGUAUAUUUAUUGAUAACGAGUUCAACCACGGACCCAUUGGGUCUCAUUCAACCGGAUGAACCGACUCAUACUAAAGUCCACUUUCGUGUUCAAUCUCCCGUCGUCCUCAUCCUCUCGAGCGGAAUCCGGAUGCGGCGGCACGAGGCUGGCGAGGAAUGCGUCAAUGCGAUGCGAUGUUACGGCCUUAUGGGUCUCUCGAAAGGGGCUCUUUGUUCACACAAUAACAGCCAACCAACCCACUCGCCCCUCGCUUGGUAAUCACACGAAGGUAGGUAGCAUCAUCGAAUGAA
Messenger RNA from Eremomyces bilateralis CBS 781.70, 1690 nucleotides. Its product is annotated as RTA1 like protein. The record is from RefSeq and is a predicted model, not a curated record. The coding region runs from base 342 to 1253 and encodes 303 amino acids. Gene Ontology annotation, cellular component: membrane. Lineage: Eukaryota; Fungi; Ascomycota; Dothideomycetes; Eremomycetales; Eremomycetaceae. The transcript has 4 exons.